AUGAGUUCAACAAGUCAAGAACAAUCUCCUUUGAUGGAGUCAUCGUCUUCCAAGUCUUAUGGUCUCCCAUAUUUUCAACAGUCCUCCAAAACAAGUGCUUCGCAUCAUGCGACAAGCCUUACGCUUCCCACAACAUGCUCAACGACGGAGGGAGAUGCUUGUUCCAAGGCAUCCACUGACUCGCUACUGUCACAUGAUACGGAAAGUCUAGAGGUCCUAAAGGAACCUGCCCCCACGAAACGAAAGCAGAAGACCUUGUGGGAAUCUGUGGACAAAACGGCAUUCCAGUUUGCUCUUCGAAUGGGGAUUCUUCUUUGGUUCUCGUCGCUUUUUGUCCUAAUCCGAACCGACGAUUACCAUUUCCCAGAUGGAAUGUGGGUUCUGGUGACAGUCCUCUUUGUGUCAUGGUUCCCACAACUAGAUGCAGCCUCUGUGAUUGAAAAGAUAAUACAGCGUCUACUCGGAACAUUUAUUGGAGCAUUUUUGGGUCUGGCCUGUGGCUUUGCGUCGUUGCUGUUCACCGACCGCCACUUUACCCAGUCCAUUUUCCUGGGUACCUGCGUGUUCAUUUUCAACUUUUUGAUCAUUUUCGUUGCAGGGCAGUUCAAGGUUGGAAGGGUCAAGGUGAUCAAGCGGUUUGCCUAUGCCACAAUUCUAUGUUCCUUGACAUUUUGCAUUUGCAUCAUGCCAUUCUCCAUGGACGAGGACCCCAAGUGGGCAAGAGCAAUGUAUCGUGUCCUGAAUGUGGUAGUCGGCUGUUUCGUCGGGGCGAUUGGGUCCAUCCUGAUUGUUCCAAAGUCUACGACAGAUGUACUCUAUUCCAAGGCGUCUAGACAGGUAUCCAUGGCGGGCGAAGCUGCAGAAGCUGUCAUGAAUGUAUCUGCUGAUUAUUUUUCUGGACGUAUUCAGGUCAACCGUCUAGCGGAUGAACUGCUGAACGCACCCCUUGAGAGCGAGCUCCGAUGGAGACUAUCCAGCACAUCUAGUCUUGGUAGCAGCUCGAGGAAUGCUGACAACCCGGGGGCAACGGACGUUGCACUCAAAAAGUACGAAGACGCUAUUGCUGACUGGCGAUUGAGCAAAAUGUUGUUUCCAUUGGUCAAGUAUGAUCCAUUUCGGCUCAAGAUUGCCAAAGAUGAAGUUGUAAGCGAUGCCUUCCAAACGGAAAUCGCUCGGACCCUUGCCCGCUGUCUUCGAAUUCAAACUACCAUUGUGGUUUUGGAUGGUAUGGUUCGAAGUGAUGCUGACUACGAGUUCACCGCUCCCCAGCUCGAGUCAUUUUCUCAGAUUGGUGGUCUGGUGCGAAAAAUGCUGACAGUGCCGUUGGAUCGCGAUUCCAGCAAUGCAGCCGCCAAUAUUUUAUUUGUCAAGCUCGAGGAGACACGAGAAGCCAUUCAUAAAAUGUCGCAUGCUGUCGCAACUGUAGCAGAAGGCGACGAUCUAUCAGAUUCCGGGAGAGAAGGCUUGAAAGAAUUUCAAUACAAAUUGCUCUCCAAAGACUCUUCUUUCUUUGAAACCAUGCAUACCGAUGCAGGCGACGAGAUGGGGAGAGGUAUUCCAUUGAAUGCUACGGGCAAGCACGACAAUACGCUCUUCUUUCUACAGCUAGUAGAACACAUGAUAUUGCGAUCCCUCCGCCUCUAUCAGGCAUGGACGCACGUGGAGACGCUCAAAAGGAAAGAAGACUAA
This is a messenger RNA of Cylindrotheca closterium, 1689 nucleotides long. Lineage: Eukaryota; Bacillariophyta; Bacillariophyceae; Bacillariales; Bacillariaceae. The record is from the annotation of a GenBank genome assembly.